CAACAUGUAUGAUGAAACGUAACUGCCACGUAGCUGUGGUUUAAGCAAACAUUUUUAGUUAUCUGUUUUGUCCUGCUGUUUGUGCGGAGGGUGUGAGUGUGGCAGCAUGUUGGUGACAGUGCUGAGCUGGCUCUGCUCCUCCCUGCUGGUGUCUGUCAGCGGGGCCAAGCUGCCUGAGGCCGAGGUGAACAUAGAAGUCCUGCACAGACCUUUCCUCUGUCACCGAAAAUCAAAGUACGGAGACAUCCUGCUCGUGCAUCAUGAGGGAUACUUUGAGAAUGGGACCAUGUUUCACUCCAGUCGAACAGAGGGUGACAAGCAGCCUGCUUGGUUUACGCUGGGCAUCAAAGAAGCGAUCAAAGGCUGGGAUAAAGGCCUGCAGGACAUGUGCGCUGGAGAGAAGAGGAGACUUAUCGUACCUCCAGCUCUGGCCUAUGGGAAGGAAGGGAAAGGUAAGAUCCCACCUGAAAGCACGCUGACCUUCGUUAUUGAGGUGCUUGAGAUCAGAAAUGGACCGAGGUCUCAUGAGUCUUUCCAGGAGAUGGACCUCAACGAUGACUGGAGGCUCUCCAAGCAUGAGGUGAAAGAGUAUCUGAGGAAAGAGUUUGAGCGUCACGGCUACCCUCCCAACGACACUCUACAUGAGAACAUGGUGGAGGAUAUCUUUGCCAAAGAGGAUGAGAACAAAGACGGCUUCAUAUCCUCCAGGGAAUUUACUUACAGACACGACGAACUUUAACUUCUCUCCCAGGUUAAUCUCACAAACCACUCACUAGUCCAGUGUCCUCCAGGUUUCACUGAUUUUGUGCUAGAAAUCCUGAUGCAGACGUUCAUCGUCUGCAUGAAAGUAUUUCACUGUUAUAGAACCAUUGUGUUUGUCUGGUGGGUAAUGUGUAAACUCUUCCUGUGAGAGCCAACAGGUUUGAUAAUCUGAUUAUUUCAGUGAUGUUUUACUUUUGCAAGUCUUUGCUUUUGAGUGUGUUUACGUCUUUAAGAGCCCAUUCCACUCUGUCUUACUUAUAAACUUUUAGGAAUUUAUUUAUAUAGAGUUAUCAGUGUCACCAGAUAUCAGAGGGCAUGCCCGUGGACAGACAGUGUAAGUAGGAAACAGUUGCCAAAUUUGACUUUGAAAAUACCCUUAAUGUAAAUAAAGUGUUUAUUUUCAUUGAAAAAAUGUUAUCAGAUCAAUGUUGUUCAUCUUUUGUGGGUCCACAACAAUAUAGAGAGAAUGCUUUGCUUAUUUUUCCCUGUAUGGUGAACAAUUCAUUCCACUUCAGAGAAUAAUCAUCAUUAAAUCAAGAAAAUGUCAUUAACUCAGGCUUAUCAUAUUGGUUAGACUGUGUGUUAAAGUCAUGAAAAUGUGAACUUUUGGUAUUUUUUUCAUUUUCUAUUAAGACGUUAAAUGUGUAUUUUUAUAGGACAUUUUUGUGGCAGACAUGUUGACUUAACAUAGCAGGAAAAGCAGGUGUGACCAAGAACAUAACCGCUCCGUUUCACUUUCCGUAAGUGCUCCCAGUGUGCCAAUAUACACAAUACUCAGAUCUUAGCACUUGCACACCUAAAUGGAAUGCAGCCAUCAUUAACAUUUUUGACAUGUGAAAACUACUGUGAGACAGCUGCAUUGCACAUGCAUAUACACUGCAAUGUCAAUACUGAAAAGACAUAUUAAUCAUUCCUAUUCUGCAAAACACAUUCUGAUUUCCGAAAUGCAUCUCAAAAGUGCCCUGCUUUUUGACAACAUGUUGGCAGCUGUUCUGAGAUUUGCACACGUGUCUUAAAUCUGAAAACAUUCCCAUAGUGUUAAUUGAAAUCUAGACUAUCCUGUUUCUACAGCCUCUGUGUUCUUUAGUGUAAAAACAUAAGAACUAAACUCAAUAUGUCAUUGACUGCUCUGGUAAAGGUAGAUUUUUAAUGUUCUAUUUUGCAACCAAUGUGAUGAAUAAAGUCAACUCCUGAAAACAAAA
Molecule: messenger RNA, 1964 nt
Organism: Plectropomus leopardus (leopard coralgrouper)
Lineage: Eukaryota; Metazoa; Chordata; Actinopteri; Perciformes; Serranidae
Product: peptidyl-prolyl cis-trans isomerase FKBP14-like
Molecular function (GO): calcium ion binding; peptidyl-prolyl cis-trans isomerase activity
Source: RefSeq, a predicted model, not a curated record